AUGUUCAACUGUGAAAUAUCCCCUUUCAAGAACGAUCGUGAUGCGGCCACCCGUGUGCCCCAGGGCCGGUACUCAGUCGUGUGCGAGGUGCGGAACGACGGCAACGCCGUGAUCAACGAGGGCUUCUCGGCGUCGGCGGCCAUGCCGAACCCCAACACCGACAGCUCGAGCUGGUGCUGCGGCAGCACCUCCCCGAUCGGCAACACCAGGCCAACAGGCAACUUUACCCGGACGGUGAGCGCUGGGGCCUUCCAGGUGACAAACAACGCCCGUGGCGGCCUGCUGCCGCCGGCCCAGGUCACCGACCUGGUCAUGAGCGAACGCGCCUCGGACGGCGCCGUGGUCACCUGGACGGCGCCCGGAGCUGACCUGGAUCAAGGCACCGCAUACCGGUACCAGUUCAAGUGGUCUACCAAUGCGACCGACCUGUCGCCGACCCAGUUCGAUGCCAACGGCGAGGAGGUCAACAGCUCGCUGGUGGCGCCCCCGGAGAUCAGCGGCACCAUGCAGAACCUGACUUUGCCGGUGCCGUCCAACCUGGACACAGUCUACCUGGCCAUGCGCACGUUCGACCAGCAGGGGCACCGCAGCGCCGUCUCCAACACGGCGAUCCUGUACCUGGGCUCGGUGCCGUCUCCCCCGAACGACGAUGGCCUCUCUGCCGGCGCCAUCGUCGGCAUCGUCAUCGCCGCCGUCGUCCUGCUGGCGGUGGCUGUGGUGGGGGCGCUUAUGGUGCGGCGCCGGCGGCGCGUCAUGACGUUGUGACGCGCCACGGCGAGAGAGUCAAAGGAGAGAGACCACUGAUAUGGUGGACGAUGACGAGAGGCAGAAACGUAGCUCGAGAGUAGUGAAGUAGCUUCCCAUUACGAAUAGUCGCUGCCGGAGCUCGAUGGUAGGGUGGUCAACAAUGCCUGGGAUAGUGCCGCGUGAUGAAACGCUGCUCCAAGCGCUCCGUCACUGUGUCCCUGUUGAUGGUGUAAGACCGUACGCCGGUAAUGGUAUCGCAUACAAAAGAAGAUUACAGCAGAUGUUUAUCACCGGCUUGUUGUCUUGCUUGUUGCUAACAAAAUUACCUCGUACAUGAGCUAUCAAAUGUUUGUAUGGGGAUAGUUUUGAGCGAAAUAUAAUUCGUGUGAUCGCG
Molecule: messenger RNA, 1141 nt
Organism: Pollicipes pollicipes
Lineage: Eukaryota; Metazoa; Arthropoda; Thecostraca; Pollicipedomorpha; Pollicipedidae
Product: calcium-activated chloride channel regulator 2
Exons: 4
Coding region: 1-765 (254 amino acids)
Source: RefSeq, a predicted model, not a curated record